UAACAAAGAGGAGAAGUAAGAAGAGAAUAGAGGACGGUGUGUAUGAGAUUUUGGACAGUUUGGAGAAUGAGGGAGGAGAGUUCGUCAAACGCUUUUGGAGUUGUGUGUUUCAGGACCACAUCCAGCAGAAAUACCCUGUUUUCCGCGCUCUCCGAAACAGCAUCCAGGACGGUUCCUUUAAGAAUUAUAUAAAGCUUCCUAAUGCAGAGAAUCCAAGCGGGAGUAACGAAGGUGAGAGACAAGGAAGGAAGCAACUGAUAAAGAAGAAGGCAAAAAAGAGAGAUAGAAGUAAUGAGGCAGAUGAAGAGGAAGCAGGCCCUUGUUCAAGGUCCAGAUAGAAGAAAGCGGCCACGGAGCCUAAGUCCUUUACUUAUUGUCUCUGCUUUGUCAUUGGUUCCUGUCUGUUAUAUCUACACUGUUUGUUCACUUCCCUGUUGCUAGUCGUUGUUUAACGUUUCCUGUUAGCUCUGUGUUCUGCCUAGUUUUGCCUGCCUGUCUGUUUAUCUGUUCCUUGUUUUUGAUUAAUAAAUGUUUAAACUGCAAUUGGAUCCUCACUCGCUCUUGCCGCAUCGCGACAGAAUGACUAGCCAACCAUGGAUCCAGCAGAAAUCUUGUUUUGUUUACAUCAAGAGGAUUCCCCAAUCGAGGAAUAUGUUGAUGUGUUUGUGGACCUGGACUUCGGGGAAAAGGUACUUAAGGACAUGUUUAGACAUGGAUUAGAGGACAAUUUACGCUAUUUGAUGCCUUUUGACCGAGAGGUGGGGUCUUUCCCAGACUUUGUUAAUCUAGCAUUGCUCUUGGGAGGGUCCUCUCUAACCGUGAGCAGUGUAGAGAUGAACGCCGGGGGGGGCAGUAGGCAUCGGGGUCCGUGGGAUACGGAGCCAAAUCAGCCACGGAUGCCCGAAUGCACUACAUUAACUCUGUCCAGUCCAGUCCUUUGUACGCCUGUUACCGAGCCUGUUUACAAGAUGGCUGCUAUACCGGUAAGCCCAGUUGAGGCCUGUGCGAUCCGGUUAGUCUCAAGCCUGGCGGAUACCCCGAUGGUGUCGGUUCGGGCGGCCGGCAUUCCUAAACCAUCUGCUUCACCAGCCGGAACGAUCGGGUUGACGGAACCAGCCAGACUGAUGGGGUCAACGGGACCAGCUGGACCGAUCGGGUCGACCGGGUCUUUGGAGCCUACCGGGUCGACCGGAUCAAUCGCGUCGGCCGGGUUAACCGGAAUGACGGAGUCAGCCGGUUUGACCAAUUUUUUUUAAUUUUUCUGAGUUCAAUGAGUCAACCAAGUCAAGUGAUUCUACCAAGUUCAGAGUCAACCGAGUCAAGUGAGUCACCUGAUUUGUCCGAAUCACCCGAUUCUUCUGAAUCACCUGAGCCAAAAGAGUCAUUUGACUCAAUGAGACAAUCCGAAUCAUUUGGCUCUUCUGAACUUUUUGAAACUUCUAUGUUUGCCUUGGCUUUGUGGUGUGCUUGGUCUGUUUUUUGCUCUUCUGCUUCACGGGAAGUCUCUCAAACUCAUGAACCCGAGUCUCCUGAACUCCCUGUCACGGCUGGAAGGUUUGAACCCGUGUCAUCUACACUCUCUAUCACGACUGGAAGGUCCGAACCUGAGCCUCAUGCACUUUCUGUCAUGAGUGAAUCGUCAGAGCCAAGGAAAUUGUCAAUGCCAAGUGAAUCACCAGAGUUAAGUGAAUCACUAGAGUCACUAAGGUCACGUGAGUCUUCUGCACUUUCUGUCAUGGCUGAGAAGUUUACAUUUGAGUCCCCUGAGCUGUUUGUUUCGACCAAGUUAGCUGAACCUGAACUUUUUGAAUCUGUUGUCCUGGAUCUUAAGCCUGUUUUUGAAUUCCUGGAAUUUCCUGUGUCAUGUAAUUCAGCUAAUAUGGUUACGCCCAAGCUCCAUAGACUCUCUGCCCUUGCCAAGAUGGCUUUGCAUGACUCUCAAACUUACUGCCCUGCCUGAAAAGGUUAAUUCUGAACUCUCUGCCCUGUCCAAGAUGGAUGACACUGAACUCUUUGCUUUGUCUAAAUUGGCUGACUCUGAACUCUUUUCCCUGUCAAAGAUGGAUAACUAUGAACUCGCUGCCUGGCCCAAAAUGAUUAUAUUUGAGCUACUCUGCCUAUCUGCUCUGUCUGUCUUUAGUUUUGUCUCCCUGGCUUUGUCAGCCUCUCUCUCUCCUGUCCCUAUUUACAGGCCCAGAGCACCUCCAGCACCACCAUGGGUUGCGAUCCCGACCAGUUCGCUGAUUACAUCUGCAGCUCUGCCCUGGUCUCCAGUUAUGCUCUGGUCUUUGGUCCUACCUGCGGCACCACCCUGGCCGCCGACUCCACUAUGGUUUCUGGCUCGACCUGUGGCACCACCCUGGCUUCCAGCUCUGCUCUGGUCUCUGUCUCCACCUGCGGCACCACCCUGGCCGCUAACUCUGCUGUGGUCUCUGGUUUUGCUUAAAGCUUCGCCCUGGUCUCUGGUCCUGCCUUCGGCUCCGCCCAGGCUACCUGCAAUGCCGGUUCUGCCCUGGCUACCUGCUCUGCCGGGUCUGCCACAACACAAACUCAACCCACCCUCCCACCCUUGUUACGCCUUCGCUCCACCCUCCUGGACUAGGGUCUGUCUGUGUUUUGCCCUGUUUCUGUCUGCUGGUUUGCCCUGCUGUUUAUUGAUUGCCCCGCCUACUUGUUUGUUGCUAUGGACACUCAUUGAACUCAUUCAUUCCCUCGUGUGUUGUCAUAGUUACUUAUUGUCUCUGCUUUGUCAUUGGUUCCUGUCUGUUAUAUCUACACUGUUUGUUCACUUCCCUGUUGCUAGUCGUUGUUUAAUGUUUCCCGUUAGCUCUGUGUUCUGCCUAGUUUUGCCUGCCUGUCUGUUUAUCUGUUUCUUGUUUUUGAUUAAUAAAUGUUUAAACUGCAAUUGGAUCCUCACUCGCCCUUGCCACAUCGUGACACAAUCUGCUAACAUUUAUCUAUUGGUACCUAAUAUUUAAAGAUCACAAUCGUUUCUUUUUUAGUGCAUCACUAUUAUUUGUCAUAAUACUAUUUUAUGUCAGUCUACAGAACUAAACUUUUUUUUUUAAACCAGUCAAGAUCAAAUUAACAAUAAAAAUUUUAUAUUUAUAUAAAUAUAAAUUGUGUAAUUCUAGUGUUUACCUCAGUAAAGGUUAAAAAAACUCACUAUACUACACUGAUUUAUCCAGUCAUAUAUGGUAAUGUUUGUACUGUAGAAAGGUUGGAAUGUUAUAAUCGCUUCAUGACACUUUACAUUAUCCAACAUGACAGUUUACAUUACAUCAAGGUUUCUGCUUACAGUGACUAGCAUAAGGAAAUGCACCUUUAUUAUUAAAAUGGAUGUUGGGCUGUGAUUUGAACCACUGUAAUAAAACAAAAGAAAACAAA
Molecule: messenger RNA, 3387 nt
Organism: Tachysurus vachellii
Lineage: Eukaryota; Metazoa; Chordata; Actinopteri; Siluriformes; Bagridae
Exons: 3
Coding region: 1932-2978 (348 amino acids)
Source: RefSeq, a predicted model, not a curated record